Molecule: messenger RNA, 2096 nt
Organism: Bufo bufo (common toad)
Lineage: Eukaryota; Metazoa; Chordata; Amphibia; Anura; Bufonidae
Product: oocyte zinc finger protein XlCOF7.1-like
Exons: 7
Coding region: 125-1447 (440 amino acids)
Biological process (GO): negative regulation of transcription by RNA polymerase II
Molecular function (GO): DNA-binding transcription repressor activity, RNA polymerase II-specific
Source: RefSeq, a predicted model, not a curated record
GAGCUUCCGGGUGAGAAGUUUAAACAGAGAAGAGAGAUUGACCAGACUUGCAAGGGUACCUUCUGGUCACCUGGCACUGGCAUCAGACUUAAGGGUCCUGUGUAAAUCACGCCAUUUACCGAGGAUGGAUGAGGACAUAAAUUGUAUGACUGAGAGAAUUAUAAUAAACCUUACCCUUGAGAUCAUCUAUAUCCUGACCGGAGAGGAUUACACAGUAGUGAAGAAGACUGGUAUGGAGUGUGUGACACCCAGCAGCACUCGCAGCAUGUUAGUAGGCUGGAGACGAGCUCAGAGCUCCUUUACUGUGCCUUCACCUCACUCGUUACUUGAGAGAAACAAGAAUGUGAAGAUCCUAGAACUUACCAAUAAGAUCAAUCAGCUGCUGACUGGAGAGGUUUCUAUAAGGUGUCAGGAUGUCACAGUCUAUUUCUCUAUGGAGGAGUGGGAGUAUUUAAAAGAACAUACGGAUCUGUACAAAGACGUCAUACAGAUUAAUCACCAGCCCCACACAGGUCCAGAUGGAUCCAGUGAUAUUACUAGCCUAGGAGGAUGCUUCAGUUCUCCUUAUACCGAGGGUUGUCCAACAGAAAGUCCCUGUACCAUGCCAGAUCGUCAGGGGAAAGAUUUGAUUAAUAUUAAAAUUGAAGUAAUAGACGAUGAAGAAGAAACCUAUAUGAGGAGUGAUCAGCAGUGUAAGGAGGAGAACACUAAUGCUUAUAUCUGUCCAGGUAAACAGAGCAGAAGAAAUAUAGUAAAUGGACAUUUAAAUUUUUCUUCGGAUUGUGAAACAGAAGUUAAUAUCUCUUCUCAAGUUCCACCAGGAGAAAGCUCCACUACCCCAAAUCUACCCCCAGUUGUCCAUAGCACAUGUCUAUUUUGUGAUUCCUCUAAUCACGAAGAACAGUCUCUUGAUACGUUGCCUAUUGAUACACAAAGUGCAGAUCAUACAGAAAGCAAAAUUUAUCCGUGUUAUGACUGUAGAAAAAAGACAAACCUUAUAGCACAGCAGAGAAUUCUCGUAGGGGAGAAGCCAUUUUCAUGUUCAGAGUGCGGGAAAUGUUUUACGUCGAAAGCUAAUCUUCUUCAACAUUGGAGAAUUCAUACAGGAGAGAAGCCAUUUAGAUGUGCUGAGUGUGGGAAAUGUUUUACCUGGAAAUCAAGCCUUCUGGACCAUCAGAGAGUUCACACUGAUGACCCACAAUUUCGAUGUUCUGAGUGUCCAAAAAGCUUUGUGCAUAAAUUGUCUCUUGUUAAGCACAAGAGAAUCCAUACUGGAGAGAGGCCAUUUUCCUGCUCUGAAUGUGGGAAAUGUUUUUCACAGAAAUCUGAUUUUAUUAAACACCAGAGAAUCCACACAGGGGAAAGGCCAUUUUCAUGCUCUGAGUGUGGGAAAUGCUUUACACAGAAGCCACAUCUUGUGCGGCAUGAAAUGAUUCACAAACAUUAACAGGACAUUUAUUAGGACUUUUUAUAGUUUUAACAUUUUUAUUUUUUGUAAAUAUCAGGAAAACAACUCACAAAUCACUAGAUCUAAAUUAUUUGUCCAUGCUGGAUACAGACUCAGACUUACAAAGACCGACUCAAUGAAUCAGAACCUUGUGUGAGUUGUAAGCUAUUCAGUCCUUUGUUCUGUCUGCCUAGGGUUUUAUUAUAGGCCUCAAGUGUACAGCCAUAUUCAUACAAGCUUGGAGUUAUAAUAUGGCAACCAGGAAGGUAUAUGAAGUGUUACUGUGCCUCCAAUUUCAUACAAAAUUCUACAGAAAGAAAAAUUGUGGCACGCUAAUUCAGAUACUGUAUUAUAUAUAGUCUUAUUCAUCCUAGAAGCAUUGGUUCCCAGAGAGAUUAUCUCCAUAAUAUGGUGUCAUACAGCGGCACUACAGCAGUAUGGUAUGGAACUGCAAGGAUAUACAAGCUCCAUGCAUACUCUCUGCUGUGUCUAUAGGCCUUAAUCAUAUUUUAAGACAUGAAAUGCUCUUGGUAUAAUAUCCUUUUAAUUUAUAUAUUUCAACAUUGUUUGUGUUUGGUCUUGUUGUGACACUGCAAGUAAAACUAUACCUUUUGAGUUGGGUAAACAAAUUUUGGAUAGAGGUUGUAUU